This is a messenger RNA of Botrytis fragariae, 591 nucleotides long. RefSeq names its product putative wsc domain-containing protein. Bases 1 to 591 code for a protein of 196 amino acids. The record is from RefSeq and is a predicted model, not a curated record. The transcript has 4 exons. Lineage: Eukaryota; Fungi; Ascomycota; Leotiomycetes; Helotiales; Sclerotiniaceae.
AUGGAUUGGGCCACAGUCGAUACAAAUAGACGUACCGAUGUUCCAGGUUUUAUUGAUAUUGUUGGAACUCCUAUUACAGAUCCAGCAAAAGAUCAUACAUACAAUAUGAAGCUUCUACUGGGGGUGUCGUUGAUGACAAGAAAUCCUACGGGCGUGGUGAUUGGAGCAUUUGGAGGGUAUCGUGAGCUUUUUAAUUAUACUGGGAUAUUAGUUGAAGUUAAUACACCUUCCGGAAUUAACAUUACGUCCAUCUUCGCCAUGGAGUCAAGUUCAGGUGAUCCGUUAGUCGUUACAGAUUUCAAUACUCAAAAGGGUGGGAAAGCUGGAAUCUGGAAAGAGCAUGCAAAUGGUGAUAUACCGACAUCGGGAAGAACUCCACUUUCAACAUUGGACGAAGUUGUGUUGAAUUUCGCUGUUUCACCCGCUGGUAAAAUUAUUUGGUCAAAUUAUUUCGACCCGUACAAAUAUGUCCCUAUGGGUGCUGGUGGUCGAGAUCUAGGAUCCAGUGGGGGUGCUCUGUUGGUCUCUACAGUGUUCGACGGCACUGGUGUUUCACGCAUCGCAAUUGUCAUUGGGAAAAUGGGAAAGUAA